Limulus polyphemus (Atlantic horseshoe crab) is the source of this 2554-nucleotide messenger RNA. RefSeq names its product sentrin-specific protease 1-like. Gene Ontology annotation, cellular component: nucleus. The coding region runs from base 191 to 2350 and encodes 719 amino acids. The transcript is spliced from 18 exons. Gene Ontology annotation, biological process: protein desumoylation. Gene Ontology annotation, molecular function: deSUMOylase activity. The record is from RefSeq and is a predicted model, not a curated record. Lineage: Eukaryota; Metazoa; Arthropoda; Merostomata; Xiphosura; Limulidae.
AAUUGUUCGUGGUGGUCAUUUGCGGAUAAAGUCAUCAUCUUUGCUAGGGAACAAGUAAACAUGUUCAGUGUGGUUGUAAACUAAGUAUGAGAAAGUAGCUUUUUUGUCACAUAGUCGUAGUAAUGCAAAUGAUAACUAGUUGGGCUUGUGUGCGGAUCUACCUGAAAGUUAAGCCUAAUCAUAUCCUUACAUGUCACUGAUGUUAUCUUCCAGUUUAAAAAAAAUUAUAGGAUCUAGAAAUGAAGAAAAAACUACUGGUCAGACAAACGUGAGAAAGAGAUUUCUCAAUCUAAGUGAUUGUGAAGUAAGCAGUGAACUUGAACCAACAUUUGGUAGCAGCCCAGCCAAGCAAAGAAAAGUUGGGAGCAACAGUUGUGUUUCAUUCACCAAUGCAAAUCAGACAUCUGUUGGACAACAUUUUGCUGAUUGGGUUACAUGGAUGGUAGAGACAGCUUCUAGAAAUUACUUCAUAAACAGCAUCAUAAAUAUUUUUAGCACUUCUGAUCACACUGAAACCAUAGAGGAAGACAUGCCAUUAACUGAUUUCAGUGAUGCUGUGAAAAGAAAUCAGCCCUCACAGGAUAAAUGUUUUGAUAUAGAAAAAACAUCUGGCAGUGCAUGGAAAAAUGAAGAAUUGAAGAGAGCACCACUAAGAAUGUUGAAUGAUAAACCAAAGCAGCUAAAGAAACUUGUUCAACUAUCUUCAUCUUCAGAACCAACAUUUCAAUCUGAUUCUUCAAAGAGAGAAUCCAAAAGGGUAACAAAAACAAUUCCUCUUUGUAAGUCAAAUUUGAGUUCUAGGAAAGCUCUAGAGUCUGGAGAAAAAAAUGAAGAACAAAACGGACAUCAAAAGCCCCAGUUUUUCCAAAAAUUACCAGGAAAAGCUGUCAGGCAUAGAUCUGGCAGUAGUUUCAAAACAGAAGAGAAAUGGUUGUCUCUAACUGCACAAAUGAGUAUUCGUCUCCAGGAACGUGAGCAAUAUAGGAUGCUUCUUCAACAGUAUACAUCUGAGCCUAUGUUUCAUCAAGCUGCCACAUGGCAUACAAGCCCAACACUUCAAGAUGUUGCAGUACAAAGUGACCUCGCAAACGGAGAUGUUUGCAAGCCAUACCAUCCUCCAGCCUUUCAGAAAGAAAAGUUAGAUGUUGUGACAGCAGGGCAUCUUAUACACACUUUACAGAAUACCAAUGAAAAGAAACAGGUGCAUUUGUCUGUAAAAAGACAAGACCAAAGUAUUACUGAUAUGUGUCAGCCUCAGAAUCUUUUUUCUAAAACUCAGACAAGUAUAAAUAGGUCCAAACACAGUGAAGAAAACUUGCAAAGAGAAAAUACCAUUGACCAAAGCACAUCCUUAAAGGAAGAUGCCAGUGAUAACUCGGUUAUUAUUACCAGUUUUGUUCAUUCUCCUCAGAGAAAUCAGUCUACCAGGUCUCAGUUCAAGAGCUCUCCUUUCUUUUCUCCUAAAUGGCACAAAGAACUGAAAUGUUCUUUCAUGGACAAAUCAAAAGAAAGAGAACAGAUUUUCUUGACCAAAGAAAAGGAGAUUCAGAUUCUUCAAAAACAGAGAGAGGCAGACAGUGCAGUAUGGGAAGAAAAGUUAAGAAAGAGGCUAGAGCAAACUCAUAUUGCUGUUAUAUCUGAAAAAUAUGAAGAGGAAGAGGAAGACAUAAGCACUGAUUUUCCAGUACUUACUGAAGAAAUGGAAAGACUAGCAGAUGAUGCUUUGGAACCAACUCCUCCAGAUGAAGUUCUUGUUGAGGGUUUUAGAUUAUCAAUUAGAAGAAGAGACAUGGAAACGUUAUCAGGUCUUAGUUGGCUAAAUGAUGAGGUGAUAAAUUUUUAUAUGAAUCAAUUAAUGGAAAGAGGUAAACUGGACAGUUAUCCCUCAGUGUAUGCCUUUAACACCUUUUUCUACCCCAAACUUGCUGUUGGUGGUCACAGUGCCUUACGAAGGUGGACGAGGAAAAUUGACAUAUUCUCUUAUGACCUCUUACUAGUGCCAGUUCAUUUGGGAAUGCACUGGUGUUUAGCUGUGGUAGACUUCACUGAUAAAAAAAUUAAGUAUUAUGAUUCCAUGGGAGGCCAAAACAGUGAAUGUCUGAAAGCUCUUAGAACUUACUUACAAGAGGAAAGUUUGGAUAAAAAAAAGAAAGAGUUUGACAUGAGUGACUGGUCAUUAGAGAUUGUUAAGGAUAUUCCUCACCAGAUGAAUGGAAGUGACUGUGGAAUGUUUGCAUGCAAGUAUGCAGAAUAUGUUACACGUAGAGCAAAGAUAAACUUUACUCAGGCUCACAUGCCUUAUUUCCGGAGACGGAUGGUCUAUGAAAUCUUAACUAAAAAGCUUUUGUGAUAUUUCGAUGUCCAGUUGCCAUGUAUUACUUUCUGAUCAGCUUGUACAAAUACUUCAUAUUUCUGUUGAAAACUAAAUGCAAGGCUUUGAGUAUCAUGAUUUUUUUUUGUAAUUCUUGUAUUUUUCUGGAACAUUUUUUUUUAUAAUGUAAUAAGUGUAUUAUAAUAAAAUUAACCAUUCUGAAAUGUGAUUAGAAGACAAGGA